Messenger RNA from Trichoderma atroviride IMI 206040, 717 nucleotides. RefSeq lists its product as uncharacterized. The record is from RefSeq and is a predicted model, not a curated record. NCBI's taxonomy places the organism in Eukaryota, Fungi, Ascomycota, Sordariomycetes, Hypocreales, Hypocreaceae.
AUGCUCCACAAUCUAAGAAGCCUUAGAAGAGGAGUUUUUGAUCUUUUCAUCAACUUCUACAAGCUUGCGACCACAGUUCACGGUGCCGCUUGGACAGCAGCUAAUAAGCCUAUCAACCUCUUCCUAAACGAAGCAGACCCGGACAUACGCAAUGUCCAAACCAAGGUUUGGAGAGACAAUAUGGUAUCACAGCUAAACACUAUUCUUAUUACUACUUCACUUAUUAGCAGUGUCGUUGUAAGCUCCCUAAGCUGGGCAGACUUUGGUAGCGAUAACGAGGGAGAGAUCACUGUAGUCAAAUCGCUCUGGUAUGGUAGCCUUGUACUCUCAAUUACCGCGAUUGCAUCAGCGUCUCAGCAAUUGGUUUGCUUGAACCGACUCAGCACUUAUAUAGAUGGGUUAAGCCUCUUACGAAAGUUGUUAAGUGGAACUGAAGAUGUGACGGCGGGGACUGUUACUCCAGGCCGUAGUCUUCGCGUUGAACAAGCGUACCUCUGGCAGAUUCCCGUUAUGCUUAUGAAUGGGGGGCUCUAUGUCUUCACGAUUGGAUUGUGCGUUUUUGUCAUUGACAAGGCACAGCGAUUACUGCAGCAACAGUAUCUGAAAGGAGUCGAGAUGAUGGUUUUGUUCGCCAUCAUUCUUUUGUUCGGCUUGUUCAACUACGCAGUCAGCUCAGUUGCACUAUAUCUCUGGAUUGACCGAUGCACGCCUCCUUAG